This is a messenger RNA of Quercus robur (English oak), 1377 nucleotides long. Its product is annotated as ferritin-3, chloroplastic. The coding region runs from base 222 to 1145 and encodes 307 amino acids. The transcript has 8 exons. Gene Ontology annotation, biological process: intracellular iron ion homeostasis; iron ion transport. Gene Ontology annotation, molecular function: ferric iron binding; ferrous iron binding. The record is from RefSeq and is a predicted model, not a curated record. Gene Ontology annotation, cellular component: cytoplasm. NCBI's taxonomy places the organism in Eukaryota, Viridiplantae, Streptophyta, Magnoliopsida, Fagales, Fagaceae.
UCUCUGUUCUCUGCAUCUGGACACCAGAAGUCCCGAUAUUUCCUUCGGAUUCUAGACGACAACAAUAAUGGCAUGACACAAAGUACACAACCAACCAGCUUGGCCACGAGUUCAACACGCGCCCAUAUCUAACUCUCAAUCUCAUCCGUCCACUUGUCACCCCAUCCAAUGGCCCACAUCAAUCUUUCCCUGCCCUUAUAACCCUCACUCAUGGCCACCACAUGCCCUAUCUGUCUUCGCCUCUUCACCACAAAUUCAACACUCACAAACUCUUUCAUUUCCUUUCCUCUGUUUUCCUCUGUUUCACUCUGUUUUUCUCUCUUUUUCUCUUCGAAAUCAUGCUGCUCAAGACUGUUCCAUCGUGUUCUCUCUUGAACCCACAUGUGGAAACUCUGUCUUCUCCUCUGCCACAGCCAUCUUCGUUUUCAUUUUCUCCUCUGAACUCUUCGGCUGCUCUGGCUUCUUCGAGCCUGCGUUUCUCUCCAGCCAAAAAAGACACAAACUUUGUGGUCUGUGCCUCAAAGGGUGGUGCGAAUAGCAAGCCUCUGAUCGGUGUGGUGUUUGAGCCCUUUGAAGAGGUUAAGAAAGAGCUCGAUCUUGUUCCCACUGUUCCACAACUCUCUCUCGCUCGCCAGAAAUAUUCGGAUGAAUGUGAGGCCGCGAUUAACGAACAGAUCAAUGUGGAAUACAAUGUUUCGUAUGUCUACCAUGCCAUGUUUGCCUACUUUGAUAGGGACAACGUUGCGCUGAAGGGUAUUGCCAAGUUUUUCAAGGAAUCCAGUGAAGAAGAAAGGGAUCAUGCUGAGAAAUUCAUGGAAUAUCAGAACAAACGGGGUGGAAGAGUGAGGCUGCAGUCUAUAGUGAUGCCUUUAUCUGAAUUUGAUCAUGCAGAGAAGGGAGAUGCCUUAUAUGCUAUGGAGCUUGCAUUGUCUUUGGAGAAACUGACAAAUGAGAAACUCCUCAACUUAUACAGUGUGGCUGAUCGGAACAAGGAUGUGCAGUUGGCAGAUUUUGUUGAAAGCGAGUUUUUAACUGAGCAGGUGGAAGCCAUCAAGAAGAUCUCUGAAUAUGUUGCUCAGCUGAGAAGAGUGGGCAAAGGGCAUGGAACCUGGCACUUUGAUCAGAUGCUGCUUGACGAGGCUUGAUGUUAAAUCAUUUCAUUACUUUAUGUUUACUUUUUUCGUGAGGGUUCGAUGCAGUCUUUCAUGUUAGUAGUUCUUCGUUUAAAGAUGCUGUGAGGGCUCUCUGCAGUCUUUCAUGUAUAAGUUUUUCAUUUAGAGAUGCUGUGGUUAAAAUUUUGUGACGGGUUAAAAAGGAAAAAUGUAUGUGCACUUAUUUUAGUCUUCUUAAUAAAAUGUUAAAAGUUUAUCGAUGCCA